GUUUUUAAUGUCAUUGGUCUGCGCGUUGCAAUACAUGCAGUGUGUCAACAUACACACAUCGGCGUACACACUUAACUUAAUCGUGAAACGCUUUUCAUUUCAGUAUUUACAGUCACGAUGUCUCUCUUCGGGGUGUGCAUGACCUUCAACAUAUAUUACCUUUUGCUGCGGUUAUCAAACGUGAUAUUCAUUCAGGAGAUGACUCCCGCGGAAGAACAUAAAUUCAAUUUAACGUCACAUUUACUGUGUCCAAACUUCAACUGCAAAAGCAAGGAAUGCAGCCUGGACAACAGUAUAGGGGCGAGAGUGUGCUCUGGUGUAUGCACGGACGGAUGGAGAGGAUCAACGUGUCAAAACCUUUGUCCACGAAACUGCAUCAGAUGCAACAAAUACUCCGGAGUCUGUAGCAAAUGCAUGGAACCCUGGUCUGGAUUGAAAUGCACGUUCCUUGUGGUUAAAAAGGGAGACGAUAGUGGGGAGGCUAAAGUGAAGGUACUUCAUGGCCGCCGACUGCACAAUUCACAACGCCAUUGUUUGGACGACCAUUGCGUGUUCUGUAAGGAAGGUUGGUUUGGGGAGGAUUGCUCAGGUGAAUGUCCAAACAACUGUUAUGCGGGCUGCCACAAAGCGGAAGGGUACUGUGACCAUAGCUGCAAACAAAGUUUUUAUGGUCGACUGUGCAGCGAAUCCUGCUCACCACAUUGCCGAGAAGGCUGCAAUCAGACCACAGCCUACUGUUUUGGAGGAUGUGCAAGGGGAGUCUUUGGUCCCCAAUGUACACAGACCUGCAUAACCACUUGUGACAAUGGCGUCUGCGACAGAAGAAGCGGGAAAUGUACUGAAACAACGACAGAAACAUCACAUAUGAAGGAGGAAUGCCCGAAAGGAUUUUACGGGCCCUACUGUGAAGACAAACUCCCAAGUAUUCCCCUAUAUAUUUUCAUUGGCGUCAUCAUCGGUCUUGUGCUUGCAGUUCUAUUGUAUGUGUGUGUCAAACGGAGAGUUGUAUCCUAUAUGAGGUACCUGAACAUUGAUAUGACGGAAAUGUCAAGCGACUCGGAGAAUGACGACCUGUGCAUGUCUCUCCGCGUCGUGACAGAGAAAGGAAAGCGUUUGACUAUACGUUCACGAACUUUAGGAAUAACCAAGAAGAGGCAGCCAAAGAUAUUAACAGCGUAACUCUGUCCUGUUACUAACGAAGUGUACGACGGAAAAGUUUCUGUACUGUAUCGCCUCGGUGGUCCAGUGGAUAGAGCGUUUGCCCGGAGCGCUGAAGGUCGGUGGUUCGAUCACCCGGCCGCGUCAUUUCAAAAGACGUUAAAAGAUAUUACUUGUUGGCGACGUUGAAACAAGAAAAAGAAACAUAAAUUAUAAUAACAUCAAAAGAAGAAUCAGGUUUCUGUUUUCUUUCGUUAAACUUCAUCAUGAAAGGUUUUAUAUAAAUAUUCAAUAAUGUACGGCCUAUUUCAUGUAGCGAUACAACAGCGUUACCGCGAUUAUGUAAUUAUUGCC
Haliotis rufescens (red abalone) is the source of this 1512-nucleotide messenger RNA. RefSeq names its product multiple epidermal growth factor-like domains protein 10. The record is from RefSeq and is a predicted model, not a curated record. The coding region runs from base 118 to 1179 and encodes 353 amino acids. Gene Ontology annotation, molecular function: scavenger receptor activity. The transcript is spliced from 9 exons. Lineage: Eukaryota; Metazoa; Mollusca; Gastropoda; Lepetellida; Haliotidae.